Molecule: messenger RNA, 199 nt
Organism: Pundamilia nyererei
Lineage: Eukaryota; Metazoa; Chordata; Actinopteri; Cichliformes; Cichlidae
Product: lysozyme C-like
Exons: 1
Molecular function (GO): lysozyme activity
Source: RefSeq, a predicted model, not a curated record
AUGAGGAGCCUGUUGGUUUUGCUCUUCCUGGCUGCGGCCAAUGCCAAAAUCUUCGAGCGCUGUGAAUGGGCCUGCACGCUCAGGGCUAAUGGGAUAGAUGGCUACUAUGGAGUCAGCCUAUGGGAGUCUAACUAUAACACCAUGGCCCAAAACACCAACAAUGAUGGAUCAACUGACAUUGGGAUCUUUCAAAUUAACA